Messenger RNA from Halichondria panicea, 1481 nucleotides. RefSeq names its product arsenite methyltransferase-like. The record is from RefSeq and is a predicted model, not a curated record. The transcript has 10 exons. The coding region runs from base 164 to 1300 and encodes 378 amino acids. NCBI's taxonomy places the organism in Eukaryota, Metazoa, Porifera, Demospongiae, Suberitida, Halichondriidae. Gene Ontology annotation, molecular function: methyltransferase activity.
GCACUCUAAUGGUCUAGUAAACGUCAUUGCUUGUAGAGUUAUUUUUAGAGCAAAUUAGGUUGAGGUCAGUUUAUAGCAUGCAGGAAGUGCCAGGAUCCUAAGGCACUGAGCUGGGCGAGCUGGUUCUGGAAGAUACGUGACAAUCUAAACCGGGGAGAUCAUUAUGGAGAGUGCUAAUGAUACAGGAGUGUACGACAAGGUAAAGGAUUACUAUGGACACACCAUACAGACCACUGAUGACCUCGCCACCAACGCCUGCACGAUGGACAAGAGUGCCAUGACUCGCCCCAUUAGAGAGGCGACAGCUCUUAUUCAUCCUGAGAUAAUACAAAAGAACUAUGGGUGUGGGGCAGUUAUCCCUGAGGGGGUGAAGGGCCGUAGCAUGUUGGACCUUGGCUCGGGGGCAGGGCUUGACUGUUUUGUGCUGAGUCGGCUAGUUGGGGAGGAGGGCCGUGUGGUGGGUGUGGACAUGACCAAGGAACAACUAGAUGUUGCUAGGAGAUACGUUGACUAUCACACGGAGAAGUUUGGCUACAGUUGUCCCAACGUGGAGUUCAAAGAAGGCUACAUAGAGUGUCUGGAUAAAGCAGGGAUAGAGAGUGAAACAUUUGACUUUAUUGUGUCCAACUGUGUUGUAAACUUAUCCCCAGAUAAAGGAGCUGUGCUCAGAGAAGCGUAUAGAGUGCUCAAACCCGGGGGACAAAUGUACUUUAGCGACAUCUACACAAACCAGGAGAUGCCUCAGGCGCUAAAGGACAACUCUGUACUUUGGGGAGAGUGUUUGUCUGGUGCUCUCAAGUGGACAGAGCUCGUUCAGUUGGCAAUGGACAUUGGAUUUGCUCCACCCAUUCUUGUGACGUCUGUCACUUUUACUAGCGACAAUGACACAGUGUCACAGUUAUUAGCGGAAGCUGGCUCACCUGAUCUCAAGUUCUGUACAGCCACUUAUCGUCUGAUCAAGACUUCCUGGGACAAAUGCAACACUGAUGACCCCAUUGUGGAUGUUGAGUACAAAGGAGGUAUCAGUGGCCAUGAGAAGAGUGUGAAGUUCUCUUACCAGGGAGAGCUAUUGGCUAAUACAAAGGUGCCAAUGCCUGAAUCCACGGCUACUCUACUGUCCCAACUGCCCAUGGAUGUGUCGAUUGUUGGUCCCUCCCCCUCAAUCACCACUCCCUACCCCAAGAUCUCCGGAUACCUCACGGUUGAUCCAUUCAAAGUUGCUGGGGGAUCAAUAGAAAUGACCACUCCUAAAGCUCUUAGUGGAGGUUGUUGCAGUGGACCUAAAUCAUGUUGCUCAUGACAAACAUGACUGUGUGUAUUAUCUAUAUGUAUGUGAGCGCUAGUUUAAACACUGAACUAUGCAACUAUAUUGUGUUCUUAUUAGGGAUUAUGUGCUAAUGUUUUGAUAAUUCGCUGUGUUUGUGUGCCAGCUAUUCCUUUCUCCGACCGUUUGUUUGUUUGUCCAUAUGAUACAAUGGGAA